AUGUUCGCUGUUCCAGGAUGGUCGCUCGAGACCUCUGCGCUGAAGUCGCAAACUCAGACUGCACAGCCCAAUGAGCCAGCCAAGGAUGCUCCCACCCCAGAUGCGAAGAACAACAAGCGCAAGCGGGCCAAUGACCGUGUGACCGCGGGUAACGUGGAUGAGAUGUAUCGCAGACACAUUGAGGGUAACACCAGAAGCACCAAAGCUGCCAAGGGAGACAAGGCCAAGGGCGAGAAUGCUGGUCCAGACGCCUCCGUGAAGACAGACAAGAAGCAGAAGAAGGAAAAGAAGGGAAAGCAAGAGAAACCCGAACAGACCACCCAGGAGCCAGCAACUGAAGCCCUCGCCGUCGAAGCGGAGGCUGAGAACGAGGAACCUGAGGACAAGACUCCCAAGAAGAAGCAGAAGAAGAACAAGAAGAACAAGGCCAAUGCCUCAGAGGACACCGAGAAAGACAGCGCCGCCUCUGCCCCGAAACCAGCUGCCCCAGCUCCCGCUGCCCCCGCGCUACCACCUACCGCCAAUCUGACGCCCCUCCAGCAGGCGAUGCGACAGAAGCUUGUGUCUUCCCGAUUCCGCCACCUCAACGAGACCCUUUACACCACCCCCUCCGAGAAGGCCGUAGAACUGUUCAAUGCCAACCCCGAGCUCUUCGACGAAUACCACGCCGGAUUCGCACGCCAGGUGAAAGAGUCAUGGCCAUCCAACCCCGUCGACGGCUACAUCAAGACCAUCCGCACCCGCGGUGCCAUCCCCCUCCCCAAGCGUGGAAAGCCCAACAACCCUGCCAAGGGCUACCCGUUGCCCCGUCGCCCCACUGGAGUGUGCACAUUCGCCGAUUUGGGUUGUGGAGAUGGUCAAAUUGCGCGCUCGCUCACACCCUCUGCCAAGAAGCUGAACAUCAAACUUAACAGCUACGAUCUGCAAUCGCCUGAUCCCCUGAUUACCAAGGCUGAUAUCUCCAACCUUCCUCUUGAGGAUGGCUCAGUGGAUGUUGCCAUCUUCUGUUUGAGCUUGAUGGGAACCAACUGGGUUUCCUUCGUUGAGGAGGCAUGGCGUGUGCUGCGUGGUGAUGGCAAGGGCGAGUGCUGGGUCAGUGAGGUCAAGAGUCGAUUUGGCAAGGUUUCCCGCAAGAAGUCUAUGAUUGGUGCUCAGAGGCCUGGUAGCAAGGCCGACAAGAAGAAGCCCAAGAAGAAGGGCGGCAAGGAUGAUGACUCUGAUGCGGAUGAAGGCGAUAUCUUUGCUGAGGAUUCUCGGCCGUCUGACAACACCGACGAGACUGAUAUCUCCGCAUUCGUGGAGGUUUUCCGGUCUCGUGGAUUCAUGCUUCGUCAGGAAACCGUCGACAAGAACAAUAAGAUGUUCGUGAAGAUGGAGUUCGUCAAGCAGGGAGGUCCUCCCACCAAGGGAAAGCAUGCUUCGGCCCUCAGCGCACCUGCUCCAGGUAGCAAGAAACGAUUUGUUGACCGCAAGCCUGAGUCGGAGUCUGGCAUGUCAGCUGAACAGGAGGCUCAGGUCCUUAAGCCAUGUGUUUAUAAGAUCCGUUAA
Molecule: messenger RNA, 1548 nt
Organism: Penicillium salamii
Lineage: Eukaryota; Fungi; Ascomycota; Eurotiomycetes; Eurotiales; Aspergillaceae
Source: the annotation of a GenBank genome assembly